Hemibagrus wyckioides is the source of this 3028-nucleotide messenger RNA. Its product is annotated as otolin-1-like. Gene Ontology annotation, molecular function: protein binding. The record is from RefSeq and is a predicted model, not a curated record. Bases 1 to 1701 code for a protein of 566 amino acids. Lineage: Eukaryota; Metazoa; Chordata; Actinopteri; Siluriformes; Bagridae. The transcript is spliced from 6 exons.
AUGGUCCGGGAACAACCAAUCCUUAUUUUCCUUACCAUUGUGCAGAACAUGUUGUCGAAGUGCUGGUUACACGGUUUACUGCGUGAGCAAUUCAUCCGGAUGACGGCUCUGAACGUCUCGCCAAUCAUGAUAAAAGUAUUUCUAGGGUUGCUGGCAUCCUCAGCCCUGUCAAAAGGAAUGUUCAUAAAUAAUGAAACAAAGAAUUUUACACCUCCUUCUCCUGGCUCACUUGACCGGCCCAUUCCCCCUGAAUUCUGGGGUUCUGGGGAUUAUCCUCCAUUGCCUCACAAUGACAUGCCACAACAUGUCUACAACAUGGAUGGUGGCCCUCCACAGAUACGCACUGGCUUCCAAAUGCCGUAUGAGGUACCUACUGCCAUGCCUGCUCCAGCAGACAACUACCCUAUGCUACCAAAGGGUUAUCCUUUGCCACCGGAUGGUUAUCCCUUGCCACAAAAUAGUCGGGCACAUGCUUCCAUCAGACUUAGUGUACCAGACUUGACAUAUUGCGAUAUGAUCUUGGAAGCGCCGGUGCCCCCAACCGCAGAUCAAGUACCUUGGUUCUGUACCUGCACUUUGUGCAAAGGAUCUUGGCAGUCCCAAAAGGGCGAUAAAGGAGACAGAGGCCUACCCGGUCAACCUGGGAGUCCAGGACCUAGAGGUCUACCUGGUCCCCAAGGUCCUCAAGGUUUCAUAGGUCCAACAGGAUUUAAAGGCCAGAAAGGUGAUGAAGGUAUGAAAGGGAACGAUGGUCCACCAGGUCCAACGGGAAGGAUUGGAGAGCGUGGAUUCAAGGGUGACAAAGGAGACAUGGGUAUGGAAGGGAGGCAAGGGAACCCAGGACCUCCUGGACCACAUGGGGAUUGCUCUCCAACAUGUGGUUCUGUAAGUGGACCUCCCGGUGAAGUUGGAUUACCAGGAGUAGUUGGGCCUAGAGGAAUCCCAGGAAGCUCAGGAGAAGCUGGGCCAAAAGGCGAGAAGGGAGAUCAGGGCGAAAUUGGUAAGCCUGGUGUUCCAGGCCUUAAUGGGCUGAAAGGAGAUCAAGGCAAACAAGGUGUGUGUAAUUGCACGGAUGGGGCCAAAGGUGCAGAAGGAAUUGCUGGGCCUCCUGGUCCAAAGGGUGAAAAAGGGAAUGUUGGUUCUCAGGGGCUUGAAGGGGUAAGUGGUCCUAAAGGUGAAAAAGGAGAAUUGGGAGUGACAGGUAUUCCUGGCCCCUGCUCUCCUGCCAUCCAGUCAGGGUUUUCAGCAAGAUUGGCUGUCACUUACCCAAGUCCUGACAUUCCUGUGCCCUUCAGCUUAAUCAUUUACAAUCUAGAGCAUCACUACAACCCAGUUACUGGUGUCUACAAGGCUCCUGUCAAUGGCACAUACAGCUUCAGCUACAAUUUAUGUGUCUUGAACAAAGUGCUCAAAGUGGGUCUCUUCCAUAACUUUGCCCCAGUCGUAAAAAGCAUUGGGGCAGUAAACCUUGGAAUGGUCUCUCAGGAGGUGCUUCUGCAUCUGAAUAUGGGUGACGAAGUGUGGAUCCAGGUAAAAGAUUUAAACAGUAACGGUAUGUGCACGAGCAAUGAGGCCAGUAGCACCUUCGCUGGCUUCCUGCUUUACCCAGACAGCUGUGAUGUACCCUUUUCCCGAGAGAUACCUGAGCCUAUCAGUGGCACAUACAGCUGGGGUACACUGGAAGCACCAGCUGACCAAUAAACGUAAUUGUUGUUCAAAUUCCAAAUUUUACACAAGACAACAAAGCUCUGUAGGAUCUAUAUUUAUACUUUUCAUGUGCUUUGACUACUUUUCCUACAUAAGGUCAAAACUUCAGGUAUAGCAGUCGAUUUUGAAAGGUCAGUUCUCAGAGGUUUUGAUGCUUUUUGGGUUUGGGGUUUUGACACUAUAUUCACCUAUAUAACCAGAGAUAUCUGGGUCUUUACUUUGCAAUUAGCCCUACUGCUCAGAUAUUUCUUAGGCCUCAAAUAAGUUAUGGCAUGUUCAGUGGAUAUGAUGAUCAUUCCAAACUGAUUCUACAGCAUUAGCAUGAACAAUUGCACAAUGGACCAGAGAUUGUAUGUACUGGAAAUUGAAGCCAGUUUGGUUUUGUAUGUAUGUGUGACCCUCUUAUGCUGUCUGACACUUUAUCCUAAUCUUGUCUAACCUGACUGUAUUUCUAGUGAUCUACCAUUUAAGCUGGAAAAAACAUGGUCUGACCAGCUACCAGCUACCAAAUCACAGUCUGAGCUGGUCAAACUGGUAGACCAUCUUUGCCAGCUGGUUUCAUUAUUAUUUGAAUCAAUCAAUCACUCAAUCAAUAAAUGUCUGAGAUUUUCUAAUUGCCUCACUCUUGUGAUAUUUUCGUGCAAAGAUGGUCUACCAGUUUGACCACCUCACCUUGUGCUUGGCCAGUUUGUAGAUAGAUGUUUCCACAUGGAUCCCAUUCACCUUCUGAAAGACUUUCUUAAAUGAAGUGAUCUGCACGGUUGUCUCAAGAACCUGGAGGAGAACUUAUUACGAGAUUACAUAAUUUCCUUUGAAAAUAUGAGUCACUUUCUUUUGGUUUCGCUUCAUUCAUAUUUCAGGGAACAGUGAUGUCCUUAUCUAGUUCUUUUAAUGUAAUUAUGUAAAUACGUAUGGUAUACCUUCAAAGAAAACAGAAGUUGUGCUAAGGUUGGAUAUUUUUGCAAUCUUCUAUAUUGAUAAGAUCGUUAAUUGGAAUUGGUGUCUUAAAUGGGAAUGGGAUGGCAAUGGAAUUGGUGUCUUAAUUGUCUAGUAAUCAAAUAAGAUUUUGGAGGGUUGGACUUUCUAACCUGCAACCAAACAUCACAUCCAUAUCAAACAAUAUAUAUAUUGCUCCUAGUGGGAUAUAAGACUUGGUAAAGCUCUUAUAGAAACCAAAAUCAGGUUAAAUACAUAACCAGUAUGAGUUAUGAACUAAAUACGAUCAUUUAAAUGAUGACCAUGACUAUAACACUCCUUAAUGCUAUCUACAAGUAACAUAAUCAUGAUGGAAUCUUAGUUAUGUUACUGUUCUGUUGAUUUU